UCCGAUUUGGACAAGUCACUUGAAAUUCAUCUUGUUUACACUUUAGAUUAAUUCAUCACAAAAUGUCUGUCUUAUUUUGCCUCGAAAAAACUUUGGUUCGGAGAGUUAUUGUGAUACUUACAGUUGCUUACAGCGUACGACCACAAGAAAAAGAUGGAGACAUGAGUUUAUGGAUAAACAGAUGUACACUUAAAGUCAAUUGGACAAUUCAAACCAAUCCAGAUGGAUGUUUUCCGAGUUUAUACAGUGUUCGACUUUUAAAGAACAAUCAAGAAAUCACAACGAGUGGCACCACGCUUACAAGUUAUUCGUUUGAAGGAACUGACUCAGAGUCGACAUACCGGGUCAUAGUUUCGCCAAUUCUGGAAUGUAACAACGGUUCUAGACCCCGUGGAAAUAGCUUGGACCACAGUAUUUCAGCUAUCCCGAGAAGUCAACAAACCUUUAUAACCAAAUAUAUUUCCGACGACUUUACUUUACAAUGUCCACUAAAUGGGUCUUACACACCAUUCAGUGUGGAGUGGGAGCAUAAAAUAGGGAUCGAUUCAACAAUAGUUAGAAAAUUUACUACCCCGGAAAUCACUCUUACAGACGUAUCGUACAAGGACUCGGGAAAAUAUGUCUGCACUGUUGGAUUUUAUUCCUGUGGAGGGUCAGGACUUCAAAGGAAGCUUACGAGUUCAGUCAGUCUGAGCGUAAACGGACCACCAUACAUGCCGAUGCCUCCACAAACAGUUGUUGCUGAUCCUGCCGACAAUUUGACGUUAUCCUUGAGCUUGAUAUCCUUUCCAGCUCCAUUUAGUUUAAUUUUGGUUAGAAACCAACUUAAUAAAAUAAUUUAUCGCAGCAGUGUUUCCUUUGCUCCAACUGAAGUAACACUUUCUGCUUUCGGAAGGGUAGUAAAACUUUAUGGUUACAGCUCUCAAUUAAAUAUGCCAAAUAUUACAAGAGAGUGGUUCGGAACCAACAGCAUCAUAGUGUUCAACCGCCUGGGGAAUUAUUCACUUUUUUUCACUGUGGAAGAGUUUUCGGACAGGGAGAAUUUCAUUGUUAGGUUUCUUAAGGAUAACCUGCUUCUUGUGGCUAUUGUCGGUGGAUCAAUCCUUGCAGUGUCCAUCGUUGUGAUAGUAACAAUCAUUUGUCUGGAUAUCAGGAAGAAACGUAAACAAAAAUGCAUGUCUUUGGACAACAACCGUUUCCCAGAAAGUGCCGUUGCAGACAAUUGCAACCAACAUAUCUACGCUCGUCCUUUCUCCUUUGGAAAUAAUAGACUAAAUCAAGAUGCACGAGAACUUCAGUGUUUGAAAGACCACGAGAAACAAAUUGAGUUGGAAGGACGUCAAUGUGCUAGCAUGUACAGUUGUGCCGGCUUUUCUUUGAAUGAGUUCCAAGAUGAUUCGAUCGUAUACGACAACCAGUUUGCACCGGGAUACACUUAGACGACUGUUUAUUGUUCUAAAUGACAACCAAUGUUCACUUGUAUCUGAUAUCCACGACUAGAAUUUAGUUCUGCAAUUCAAUUCAUUAUUAAACAAAUUGAAAAUUAUGUAAACACACACAUUCUCAAUAUUUUAUGUUUACAGCACCUAGGUAUUUUGUUCUGUUCUCUAUAUUUCUUUGCGAUAUUAAUUGUUAUUGAUACAGUAAUAGACAAAACCAGAUGUUACGAAAUCACAUAAACAUUAACAACCAGUCUGCCUAUUAACAAAGUUUAACACAUUUCUUAAAUUUACUGAUGAUUUGAAAUAGGUGCAUAGUUUAGCUGCUUAAAUAUCAAUUCUAUUUUAAAUGCUCUAAUAAACCUUUUUGCUAUCGCU
Molecule: messenger RNA, 1817 nt
Organism: Magallana angulata
Lineage: Eukaryota; Metazoa; Mollusca; Bivalvia; Ostreida; Ostreidae
Exons: 9
Coding region: 63-1439 (458 amino acids)
Source: RefSeq, a predicted model, not a curated record